GGAAAGUAUACCAUUCAUCAAGUUUGCGUUUGGUCAAUCAACUGGCAUUUAACUCGAUAAAUAAAUAUUAAGACGAUGAAUAAAUCUUAUUGCAUAUUGGCUUUUGUUGCAUCAUCAGCGUUAAUUGGAUGUACAGUUUUACAAACUGUCACCAAAGUGUCUGAUAUUACGUUGGAAAUAGCAUGUGCAUUCAAGGAGACAUCUUAUGGAGUGUUUACUCGAAAACAAGUGGGUAGUAAUACAUCUGUGGAUGUCAUAAGUCUGAAUCUAUCUGCGUGUUUUACUACCGACACAUCUCCGGGGGUAACUGCAGAAUGUAUUUGCAAUCAUAAUGUUGUGUGCAAUAUUACCGGAGUUUUCGAGGCUGACCUCGUGGACCAAUGGCAGUGUCGGACCUAUAUGCACGGCCAUGUAACUAUAUACAGUGGAGAAGUCAUUCAGUCACACAGAGUUUGGGCGUCUACGUUUUCUCCGACUCAAUUAACUGAAAACCAUACAGUACCGUAUGUUGAAAGCAAAUCUGAACGAAUUACAGACGUAACGUUUACUACAAAAGAAUUGAAAGAAAUAUACACCACGAAUUAUUCGAUUGAAUAUACCACAUCGAAUUCGAACUACGUGAAUAUUUUGAACAACGGAGAAUCGAAUACGGGUGAUGAACUGAGCAAUAAAGUGACAGAGUUGGCUCUCAAAAUAGCCGGACCAUUCGUAUUGUUAUACAUCGGCAUGGCACUGUUUAUAUUUCGAAAGAAACUCUGCUCCAUAUGUGGACAACGGUGA
Dreissena polymorpha is the source of this 780-nucleotide messenger RNA. RefSeq lists its product as uncharacterized. The transcript is spliced from 5 exons. The record is from RefSeq and is a predicted model, not a curated record. NCBI's taxonomy places the organism in Eukaryota, Metazoa, Mollusca, Bivalvia, Myida, Dreissenidae. The coding region runs from base 76 to 780 and encodes 234 amino acids.